UAAAAUACUUCAUAUUUUUAAAGCCGGUACUGUUUAAAACACAAACACACGGACGGUGUGGACUGGACUGAGUGUGAAUUAAGUGUAUACAAAUAAGACACAUAUUUACCUUUUUUCUAAGGCAAAAAUGAAUUAUUUUUGUUAACCUGUGCACUGAAGCUAAGCUAACCGAGGCAAAACUCCUGUCAGAGCUCUCGUGCGUCACGCCGUGAACGCGCAUGCGUGAAAACGGUGCGCAUGCGCGUUUAAGGAGACUGAGAGCCCCAUGUUAAAGGUAUGAGCUAAAAUAUGAGGAGAAAUCCUGAAGCUGUGUGAGUCUCAGGCGGUUUAUACCGAGGAUGAGGACUGCGAUGAGCUGACACACUGUCCCCGAGUCCCCGAGGACACAAAGGCACAUCCAUGCGCUAAGAUCAGCAAUGUGAAGCGCCCCGCGUUCGCUGCCACCGCCGCGUCCUUUGUUGCUCUCCUUGUUCUCACGCAGGGAAUAUCCAGGAUGAAGAAAUUCAGUCUUAACACCAUCAGGAAGUCAUUAAGCAUAAAAGGAAAAGAAGAGCACGAGUAUGCGGUGUCGCAGCCAGACCUGUCCACCGGCUUUCCUUCAGAGCCUUCUGUUUACGGUGGCUGCUACGGCAAGGACAUCGCGGAUGCUAAUUUAGAUAACGAGGACUUAAAUCUGAAGGGAUCUAAAGGUCGCUCUAAAAGCGAGGGUCUUAUGGGGACGCUAAAGAGAAGACUGUCGACGAAGCAGAAACCCAAAGUCAAAGCGAGCUCUCCGUCCGUGUGUUCGAUCGACGACGAUGCAUUCUCAUCAGCGUCCGAGCCCAUCACGUUACGCGACCUGACACCGCAACGGUCUUCUCACGCAACGUCUUUACACAGCCACCAUUACAGCCUGACGCCUUGGCCUCUCAGAGUGACGGCCUCUGAGGAGGCAUGCAGCGCCCGGGUCGACGCACUGAUCCCGUCCAGCAGCUCGAGCUUGUCUCUCAACGCUGUCCAGAAGAGCUUCCUGGGAGACGAGAUAUUCGGCGGCGAGAGCCCUGACCCUCAGAGCGGAGAUCUGGAAAUGGACGAUCACGUGCCGGUCGUCAUCGGCCUCACUGCUCAGGACUACAUUCGGUACGCGCUGCCUUUAGAUGAGGGACUUUUCGCCGAAGAUGAGGCGUCUCGGUCUUAUUGCCUGGAUGGGACGUCGCCGAUGGACGUGCUGCCUCAGAGCGAGUGCUCUCUUCACGCUGACGAAGACUCCAUCAGUCAUGACCUCCUGUCUCCUGACGUUUUCAUGGAGCCGUCAGUAAACCGGCUCUUCCUGAACACCGCUAAUGUUCUCCUGCAGAGCUCGCGUCUGGAGUCUCCUCUGCUACCUCCGCUUCCUGUCAGCAGCCUUCCUGUGUUUGGUGGGACCCGAUUAGCUGAUUCGGUCCUGGAACAUCUUAGCUUCGAUCCGAACUCAGCGCCGGGAGUCCAGCGGGUGUAUGAUGCGGUGCAGACUGGCGGCCCCAUGGUGGUCACCAGUCUCACGGUGGAGUUGAAGAAACUGGCCAAACAGGGCUGGUACUGGGGUCCGAUCACACGUUGGGAAGCUGAGGAGAAACUCACAAACCUUCCAGAUGGUUCCUUCCUUGUUCGGGACAGCUCAGACGACCGCUAUCUUCUAAGUUUGAGUUUCCGCUCACAAGGGAAGACGCUUCACACCCGGAUCGAACAUUCCAACGGCUCCUUCAGCUUCUACGAGCAGCCAGACAUGGAAGGCCACACCUCUAUCGUAGAGCUCGUCCACAACUCCGUUAGGGAUUCGGAAAACGGCGCCUUCUGCUACUCCAGGUCACGCUUACCCGGGGCUGUGACCUACCCCGUCAGACUGACCAAUCCCGUCUCGCGGUUCAUGCAGGUGCGCUCGUUGCAGUACUCGUGCCGCUUCGUGAUUCGUCAGUACACGCGCAUAGACCUGAUUCAGAAACUGCCUUUACCCAACAAAAUGAAAGACUACCUGCAGGAGAAGCACUACUGAGCGACAGGACACGCCCUGCCUCGCCUCACAUGCUUUCUACGAUGUCAUAGCGAGGGGAUGGGCUUCUCGUGGCUGGUCGUGACGUUAAAGUUCAUGUGUUUACGUUUCCACCAGAGGAAAGCACUGAUAAUUUGUUUGUUUGUUUAAGUAAGUAGCAGAUGAAGUAUUGAUCCGGUGGGAGGAGUUAACAGAGCACCCAAAAAUGGUUUAACGAGUGAGCUAAAUGAGCAGUCAGGUCCGAGAGGUCACAUGGAGGGUUCAGCCUUAAUGACAUUGUUUUUAUUUUAUAUUUUAGUUUUUUUAUAGCUUAAUAAAAAGCUAUUUUACUAUUUUUUUACUUUUAUCACAGCUUAGUUAAAAAAUAUAUACAGAUUGCAAUCUGAGGAAUUUCAAAUCCAUUGUUUAUUUUAGUGAGUCUUUAUUAAGCAUAAUCUAAUAUAUCACUAAGCUGUGAUAACGCUAGCAGCGACCGUUAGAAUAGCUAAGUUUUAUACGUAGUGUAAAAACGCAGGUACGGACGUAGCUCGAUUUAGUUAGCUAGCUAUCCGAAUGCACUCUUCCACGUUUUGACCAGAUCAAAACAAAGAAACUCGUUGUAGUAACGAAAUUUGUUUAUAUUGGUUGCUAAAUCAUAAUUAGCAUUAAACGAGCGUUCGUACGUCCCUGAUCGUUUGCGUUGAUGCAGAGCUGCUCGUAGUUAAUCAGUGUCCCUGUUCUGAAUCAUGAACUGUUUGUUUGUAGCUUCAAUUAAAAUACUUGUUUACAGAGUUGAAGACAUUCCUUUACAUUUCCCUGAGCAGACUCCUGUGUUCGAAACCGCUCUGUGCUCACUUACCUUCUGCACUACUCUGAGUAUUUAAGUGUGUCAGGUGGAAUCCCAUAAUGCACUGCGACAGAUGGUAACGAGUACCGAGCACCCGGAGUACACUCAGUAGGGAAUAGUGAGCUCGUGUGGGUUUAAACUCAUCUAAUGGUACGUUUGUUGUACGAGUUUUUGAGUUCUACGUUUGUUACGUUGUGGUUCCUGAGUAAACGCGGUUCUUUCCUCCUGCAGAUCGCCGCGGCUCGGUAAUUAACUGAUUAAAAUGUUCUGUUAACUUGAUGCUGAAACGGUGAAAGUGAGUAGAUAAAAGGGUGGAGGGUUUAAAAUGAUGUCACUGAUUUAUUCUGAUGAUGUCAUCAUCUCCACAGAGGUAAAUAUCAGAGUAUUAUUUUUUUUUUAAACUUGUUAUAGUUGUGUUUAAGCGUGUGGGUCUCUUGUCAGUGUGGGAAAGCUUAGUUACAGCGUUACCUCUGACUGUUACUAAAGCGCCGGAACUGGAGACUUCUUCCAUUUUAACUCCACGUCUAUGUAAAACCAGUCGCAGUCCAGAGUCACUCGCACUUGUUUAGGGCAGCGGCGGCUCAGUCAGUUAAGGCUCUCGGUUACUGAUUACAAGGUCGGAGGUUCGAGCACCAGCACUCAGCCAAGAAAGUCACUGUUGUGGUCCUGAUCAAGGUCCUUAGCCCUAUCGCCUGCAGGGGGCGCUGUAUCCUGGCCUGACCCUGCGCUCUGACCACAGCUUCCUAACUGGAAUGUUCAAAUUGAAUCUUAAUGUUAUUGUGUAAUGAACUCGUUUAAAUUCUCGUUAAAAAGAAUUAUGGAAAUUCUCACCUUAAUUCGGACUUGGUGAUUGGCACGUUCCUGGUCAUGUGGUCAACUUUAGUGCAUUUUAUUACUGCAGUGUUUUAUGGCACAUGCUGAUAUCACACCGUUAUCUCCUCAUCACGCAGACUAAUCAGUGCAUUUACACACUGUUCGUGUACCUUUAGCAUUUCUUUGUAUGCUAAUACCUCAGAGUUCAUGAUGAUAUCACACAGAAUAUCACACCGCACUCAUCAGAGCCUGUUUCUCCUUCCUGUUGCCGUAGUUUAGGAGUGAGUUGGGAGUCUCUGGUUCUGGAGGAUGUGUCUACGACACACUCCUCAUCUCUUCGAUAGUCUGGUGCCCGUAAAUAUCAU
Messenger RNA from Clarias gariepinus (North African catfish), 4012 nucleotides. It is a transcript of the gene socs6b, whose product is annotated as suppressor of cytokine signaling 6b. NCBI's taxonomy places the organism in Eukaryota, Metazoa, Chordata, Actinopteri, Siluriformes, Clariidae. Gene Ontology annotation, biological process: intracellular signal transduction; regulation of growth; protein ubiquitination. Gene Ontology annotation, molecular function: 1-phosphatidylinositol-3-kinase regulator activity. The coding region runs from base 494 to 2011 and encodes 505 amino acids. The record is from RefSeq and is a predicted model, not a curated record. The transcript has 2 exons. Gene Ontology annotation, cellular component: phosphatidylinositol 3-kinase complex.